GCAUUCAUUUUGGUUUUAUUCGAUUAAUUCAUACAUUGAAUGCAUUGAAUGAUUGAUUCAAUUAUUGAAUAAUUAAGUGUUUGUUUAGUUAUUAUUGAUAUAAUAACUGGUUUUCAAUUGAUUUGCAUUUUAGUUAUAAUUUGAAUCAAUUGUAUCACUAAAUGGUUUGUUAAGACAAUGUCUGAACAAUUGCAAAUCACCAAUAAUUGGGUGACUGUCGAGUCAACCGAUUGUAUGGAUACCACAAACAAUGAAUAUCGGGACUCACGGGACAAACAUGUGGCCAAUAAAGACUCGGCGAUUGAUGCCAAUGGUGGUGAUUGUGGGACCAAAUCAGAUUCCGAUUCAGAGACUGAUAGAAGAAAACGCAAGAAGUCUAAGCAUAAGUCAAAAUCAAAGAGAAGGAGACAUAAGUCGUCAUCGAGUUCUAGCAGUUCAGAGUCAACGGAUUCGAGUGAUUCUGAAGAUGAUCGCAAAAGACGAAAAAAGAAAUCUAAGAAACGUAAGCACAGAUCGUCGUCGAGUUCGAGUUCAAGCUCUGAUUCGUCUGAUUCAAGUGAAUCAGAAAAAGAGAAAAAGAAACGAAAGAAAAGAUCAAAGAAAAAGAAAUCAAAGAAACAUAAAAAAGAUAAAAAAUCUUCAGACAGUAAAAGGAAAGCAAAAGUGAGUAACGAAGAGAAGAAAAAAGUUAAAGAAGAACCAGAAGUGGAAUUCGUGACCGUUAUGUCUGUCGGAAAUUUACCCAUUGAACUGAAAUGGCCUAAAAAUCUAAUUAAAUUUACAAUAACUGAACCUAUUUUACAGCAUAGCAUUAAUCCUAAAGUAAACAUAAAUCCCGAUGACUUCAAACACUCGGCAGUGUUUGACAAAAGAAAUAAUUGUGAAAAUGAGUCCAAAGAAAAGUUAAACUCAGAAUAUGAAAAAUUUAUCGGCGAAUUGAAUCCAGUUUCAGGUGUUAGUAAUAACGACGAUUCACAUGAAAUGGAAAUAAAAUUGAGAGAAAAAUUAGUUAAACAAUUGAAUGAUAAAAGAAGUCAUCAAAAUCAUGACUCAGAUCGAAGAAAUUCAGAUAAGAAGAAGUCUGAUUUGAUUGAUGACCACCGAAGACGAGAUGAUAGAUCACCAAAUGCUCAAAGAAGUCCAUCGCAUAGGAGCCAUAAAUCUGAGAAACAUGACUCUAGAAGUAAUAAGUCACACGAAAGAGAUAGUCUUCAUAAAACAAAUAAUAGUAUUAGCGAUCGCUCGCAUAGUUAUCACAGUUUUGAUAAAAAGCAUUCUAAAGAUUAUUCAAAUACUUCAGACAAAAAUUUAGACGACAAGAAGAGAACUGCUCGAGAAUUGUUGGAAAAAGUUAAACAAAAGAAAGAUUUAAAUAAAGAAAAAGAAGACAAAACUAAAAGUAAAGAGAUCUCAUCCCAUAAAAGUAAGGGUUUACCACAAACAGGCAAAAUACCCGAGAAAAAGAAGUGGCUCUCAAAGACUAAAACUGCUACGACUACUACCACCGCAAACGCUGACUCUUCUCAAAGCACUUAUGUGUCGCAACCAAUGAAACUUAAUAUGAAUUUUGAUUACAAUUGGUAUUAUAAUUAUUAUUAUAACUCAUUGUAUGGAAUGGCUCAAUACCCGCAAACCAAUGACCCAACAUUGGCCUCAGCCUAUUACGCCCAGUAUUCUAUGGCCACGAGUUAUGAUUACAGUCAAACAGAUUUAACUAAUUGGGUCUCAGAAAGAGGUUAUUCCAUUGAAACACCACAUAAUGAGCAACAAAUUGAAAGUAAUACUAAAGAAAAUAAUGAAAAUAACAUUCAAAAUGGAGAACAAACUAUUUUGACGGGUGUUGUGUCAGAUGUGAUUGAAAACAAUUCAACUCUUAUUUCUGAUAUAACUAUUAAAGAAGAAACGACUGACACUGAUAGCCAUAAAAAAGAAAUUAUGAAAGAAUCAGAUGAGACAAAUAGCGGACAAAAAAUAGAAACUUUAGUCUCAACAAUAUAUCCAGACAUAACUUUUGAUGAGUUGACUGCAGAAACCAAAAGUGAAAAUCAAUUAGAAUUGACUCCAAUUUCUUCAUUAUUGAAUCCUAAAGUAAAUGUGAGAGAAACAGACAAUUCAAUAGAUAAUGAAAUGUCAGAACCAAAUAGCCCGCCUCCGCCACCAGCGUUACCUCCCAGACCUCAAAUAAAGACAAUGAUAUCAUCCGAGUCAAUAACACUUCCUAACGGUGAAGUAUUGCCUCCCGGAACCAAACAAAUAAUAGUUCCUCCAUAUGUUCAUCCAAAUCAAUCUGAAGAUCCCACAAAAUUUACGGCCGAUUGGUAUUAUAAUGCGUUUAAUGGACAAAACACGGCACAAACUAAUGUUUCAUAAAUUUACUCAUUUAAAACAAAUUGAAAUUUAAGAUAAAUAUAAACUUUAUUAAAAAUUUAUCGUAAAAUAUUGUAUAAUAAACUUAAUUUAAUAUUUUCUUAAUUUAAAAUAACAAAUAAAAACAUUGAGAUUG
Molecule: messenger RNA, 2503 nt
Organism: Oppia nitens
Lineage: Eukaryota; Metazoa; Arthropoda; Arachnida; Sarcoptiformes; Oppiidae
Product: dentin sialophosphoprotein-like
Exons: 4
Coding region: 178-2370 (730 amino acids)
Source: RefSeq, a predicted model, not a curated record